Molecule: messenger RNA, 3911 nt
Organism: Helicoverpa zea (corn earworm)
Lineage: Eukaryota; Metazoa; Arthropoda; Insecta; Lepidoptera; Noctuidae
Product: WD repeat-containing protein 20
Exons: 3
Coding region: 264-2090 (608 amino acids)
Molecular function (GO): protein binding
Source: RefSeq, a predicted model, not a curated record
GCCGUCAUGUUGUCUUGUCUGACACCUGACUUUUAGUUGCAUACACAAAUUUAUCUAAUUCGACGUUUUGUAAUCAAAAACGUUCAUAAUAACGCUAGUUAACAAAGAGGCAGAUGAAUUAAGUCUACAGCAACGUAUUGUUCUACAAUGGGAAUUGUGUACGAACGCUUAAAUUCGCUUCUGUACUUGGAGUGAGGUGUCACGUCUAAUCGGGGCUUCUCUAGCGGCUGACUCCAUGAAUAUUAUCAGGAUAAUAUGUUAACAUGGCUGUGCAAUCGGACUCUGGGGGGAAGGACGACGUGAAGACACAGUUCGUGACGAGAGAAGGGACAUACCGCUUGAUGACGCUGUCGGAGUACUCGAGGCCUAAUCGAGUUGGUUAUACGAGCGGCUCCGGCUCCUCUCAUGUGCGCGUGUCCCUGGUCAGCCUGCCGCCGGGGCCUGGGGGCGGAGCGCCCGGUUCCGAUGGGCAAGGCUCCGACGACAGGAUAUGCUUCAACCAUGGCAAAGAGCUCUAUGUUUAUGUAUACAGAGGUGUUAAAAAGGGCAUGUCACUAUAUUACACACUUCCUCGGCAGGCGGCAGAUCUCACGAAGCCGGUUGACAAGAAGAUGUACAAAGGAACAAACCCAACUUGUCAUGACUUCAACACCAUCACGAUGACACCGGAAAGUGUGUCCUUAGUUAUAGGAUUUUCUACCGGCCAAAUACAACUCAUAGACCCUAUUAAGAAAGAAUUAAGUAAAUUGUACAAUGAAGAGAGACUGAUCGACAAGACGCGCGUCACGUGCAUCAAAUGGGUGCCCGGGUCCAGCAACCUGUUCAUGUCCGCGCACGCGUCGGGCCAGCUGUACGUAUACAACGAGGAGCUGUCGUGUGGCACGGCAGCCCCUCACUACCAGCUGUUCAAGCAAGGCGACGGCUAUUCCAUCCACACGUGCCGCACCAAGUCUACCAGAAACCCCCUCUAUCGCUGGCUCAUAGGCGCAGACCCCAGCUGUAUCAACGAGUUCGCAUUCUCCCCCUGCGGAGCGAAUCUAGCAGUCGUCUCCCAAGACGGGUUCCUACGCGUCUUUCACUACGACACCAUGGAGCUCAUCGGUAGAGCCAGGUCGUACUUCGGAGGAUUCCUCUGUGUUUGCUGGUCGCCCGACGGCAAGUAUGUCGUCGUUGGAGGUGAAGAUGAUCUGGUAACUGUGUGGUCGUUCAGCGAAAGACGUGUCGUAGCUAGAGGGCAGGGCCAUAGAUCGUGGGUGUCAGUCGUAGCCUUCGACCCUUAUGUUGUGAGCUUCAGUGAGCCUGAGAGCGAAGAAGGCGUAGAAGAUGACAGACAGAAAAGUGAAAGUGUGCAGUGUUAUAGGUUAGGCAGUGUAUCUCAGGACACACAGUUGUGCUUGUGGGACCUCACUGAAGACGUGUUGAAGCCGCCGGUCCGCGCGCGAGCCUCCGCGCAUCUUUCGCCCAACAGUCAAACGUUCUCCCCCAACGGAGUGCCCGGGAUGAAAAUACCCGCGCCUAAGGGAGCUAAGACCAAUAAAAUAGGACAUAAGCACGCAGAGCUGAGCGGAUCGAAUGCGUCGGGCGAGCCUUCAGGCGCGAAGCCGACGAAAACGAAAGUGAACAACGUCUCAACGCUAAACAUUAGCGUGGGGAAAGCGAAAGAGGAGACAUCAGGGUCGCUCGGGGUGAACUCGCUAACUCAGCGGCUAGCCGGGUUCUCGUUCGGCGAGCGCAGGUCUGAGCACCGCAGAAACUUUAGUCUGACGAAGCCGGCGGAGCAGAAGUCGUCGGCAUCGAAUAGCGUCGCGCUGAGAGGGAAGUCAGCGGGGGCACAGUCGGGGGACUCGUGUGACCCGCUGAAGUUAAUCGGCACGGCGUCGUGCCCGCGGUUCGACGAGUGUCCAGUGUUAGAGCCGCUGGUGUGCAAGAAGAUCGCCCACGAGCGUCUGACGGCGCUGCAGUUCCGCGCGGAGUACUUCGUGACGGCGUGCGCGGACGGGUGCGUGAACACGUGGGCGCGGCCCGCGCGGCCGCACAACGGCGACGCGCGGCCGCACCGCCGCCUCGACCGCCUCGACCUCGUCGACUAGGCCCUGCCACUCACUGCCCGAGCCGAUAUUGUACCUAUCUGAUGAUCAGCUUACUAUAGAUACAAUUUGACAGUAGCCCCAUAAAAGUAACGUCAAAUUCUUAUCUUUAGUAAGCGAAACAACACAUAGAUACAAUAUUGGGAACGGCAGUUAGUGCCGCCUCUCGCGUACGGACUAGUGCUACCUUCACCAAGCAAACCAGUGCUGCUUCCACACGCUACAACAAUCUUGUGAUUGCUAUACUCUUGGUAGUUCCCAAUUUAGUACCAUACCUUUAAUUUCAAUUCUAGCAGCACUGAAGGUUGUAUUACGUGCGUCUGAAGACACUGAAAUCUAUAAAGAGGUAGCAAUUUGAUGAUGUUUAUAAAAAUGUUGUGAUGGUCUUGUUCUAAAUGUAUUUUGGACUGAUACUUUGGUUAUAUUGAAAUACUCCUGGUUGUAUGAGACAGUGGUCGUUAGUUAAAGUUGGUGAGUGGUGUUUGUGUGCUAUUAUUCCAUGUUAGACACACUGUUCACGUGUGUGAGUGUUUCUGUCUUGUCCUGGAGCUCUCCUGUGUAUGCCAGAACUAUAUUUGUAUUUAAAUCUUUCCCAGUUCGCAGCCAAACUUAGCUUAGGAAAGCUUUAAUAAAGUUCGCACUGAUUUUGAGUAAUUUAUUCUUUGGAUCUAUGUUUCUAUGCGAAUCUGGGAACGGAAAUUGUAAUUUGAUGUUUUAGGGUUUACAGGUAAAAGAGGUAUUUUAUUAAUUUGACAGACAUAUUAAGACUUUAUGGUGUUGACCAUAGAGUUUUCAUGUUUUUAAUACUGCAUGCAAGAUGAGCCUAAAAUUGUACUGGAAGUGACUAGGCAAAUAGUGCUUUUGAUUUAUUGUAUUACAUGUUUUCCUUCUUAGAUGAAAUUCGCACGACACAUAAAGAUGAGUACACAUUUGCAGCAUGUCCACACAAUGAGAGGACAGAACUGUUGUUCCAGUAACUUUAUUUAACUAUUUUAUUUUGCAUGGAUUUAAGACGAAGAAAAUCUAGCAUUUCAGAUUCAAAUAAAUUACUACUUUUGAAUUGUGGAAUAAUGGUGUAUAUGUAACAAAUGUGUACUCAACUUUACAAUAAUGCACACAAGCAAACUAUAACUAAAUUGUGAUACUCCCUUAAAUCUAUAGUGAACUGUCCUUUAUAUAGUCCUGUGUAGAACAUAGUAACAGACUUAAAUAUUGUUAAUAAUUCCUUGAUAGUUCUAUCGAAAUGUUUCAAUUUAUUCAUAGAAUAGUUUAAAUUGCAACUGCUUUUAUAUCUAAGUCAAUACAGGAAAGUUCCAGUCGUGGCCAUGGUCCACUAAGCAUUUUCUAGUGUUGUAACGAUAUACGAUGAAAAAAAAACAUUUUAGAUAGCAAUAGAUAUGAGAUUCGUAACUAUGUAUAGACAAAUGUAUAUUGUAAUUAAGGAAAACGGUUUUUUUCUCGGCUCACAUUAUGUAAAUAUAGUUGUUAGGUCAAGCGAUCUGAUCGCUUCAUAUUCGCGAUGAACACGUGCGCUUUCAUAUUAAAGCUAUUUAUUACGAUUUUUUUAUCGAUUUGAAUGUUGUUGCAUCGAUUUGACGUGUCUGUAAGACUUGCAGUGUUUAAUCGUUUCACUAUUUUUUUUUAUAUCGUGAGACUUAUAAGUUGAAGUCGAAGUUGUUAAUUAUUUAGAUAUUAGUUAGUUUGUAGUUUAGUGAAUUUAUUUUAUCAUAGAUCAAUAUUUUGGUUCUAUAUUUUGCUCUCGUGUAGAUAAAUUAAUGUGAAGGGCGCGGAUUUGAUGAUUUAGAAAGGCCAACUUUCUUUUAU